GGCACCGACAGGAAAUGUUACCCACCGGUUAAGUUCCCCGCGCGGUUUCUAAAGUAAAUUCAAAGUAUUGGAUCUGCGAGACUGGCAGGGACGCCUGACAUUCGACGCUUGAUCGGGGAAGGAAGCCCGGCAAGAACUCGAGGAAGUGCAUUCGGGUUGAAGAGCGCGGGUACACACUCAAGCAUUCCUCCGGAGAAGCUUAUGUGCAGAAGGUGAGAUGCCCUCUCAACGCACUGAGCAUUGGAAUUGAUCGCGGUAUGGAUUUCAUUCAGGACGUCCCGGGGAGAUUCCAAAGCUCGCCGCCUCGGAUACAAGUCCUGAAAAUCCGAUGAUCGCUGAGAAUACCCUUCUGCCAAUUAGACCGACAUCAGAGGCUGAAUCAUGACGGACAGCAGUUUAACGACUCAGUAUGCGAAGAUUGCGCUAGUGAUCGCCGCCUACUGGAUAGUUUCCAUAUCCAUGGUGUUCCUGAAUUCACAUCUUCUGUCUUCGGAAAACCGUCUCGACGCUCCGCUAUUCAUAACUUUCACGCAAUGCGUUGUCACUGUUGCCGUGUGCCUCACCCUGAGCGGCAUAAGUAGGCUCUUCCCGAAACUGUGCUGGUUCCCUGAGUGUACAUUAUCCAGAGAUAGAAUGCUGAAGCUUCUCCCUGUGUCUAUCUUUUUCGUGAUGAUGAUCACAUUCAACAAUAUCUGUCUUAAGUAUGUGGGCGUCGCAUUCUACACCGUCAGCCGAUCUUUGACAACGGUUUUCAAUGUGAUAUUCACUUACAUUAUCUUGGGUCAACGGACGUCGUUCCCCGCCCUGCUAUGUUGUGGACUCAUAAUCGCCGGUUUUCUGCUCGGAGUCCAGCAAGAAGAUGGAGCAGGGUCUCUCAACGUGAUCGGAGUACUGAGCGGCAUCCUGGCUUCGGUGUCCCUCAGCUUGUAUUCUAUAUACACGAAAAAGGUCCUGAAAAUCGUCAAUGAUUCAGUGUCCUUACUGUCCUUCUACAACAACGUGAACGCCCUAAUCCUCUUCAUACCACUCAUUGCUGUGUCUGGUGAGCUCUCCUUAGUGGCGAAAUUCAGUCUCCUCGGUUCUCCAGAUUGGUGGACCGAAAUUUUCAUCGUCGGAGUCUUCGGCUUCGCCAUCGGAUACGUUACCAUGCUCCAAAUCCAGGUCACGUCCCCCUUGACGCACAACGUUUCGGGUACAGCGAAAGCGUGCGCACAAACCGUCAUAGCAGUCAUCUACAGUGAGCAGGUGAAAUCCGCGCUCUGGUGGACGUCGAACGCUUUAGUCCUGAUAGGGUCAGCACAAUACACUCGCGUGCGCCAAGUCGAGAUGGCGAAGCAUCAUCAAGAAGCCCCGAGAGCUCAGCGCAGCGGGAAAGGGGACAAGAAGAGACUACUCGAAUCUGUUUGAGAUCGAGCUUCACGGAUCCAAGGGUCAACAAAGCAGGCUGACAAUGCAGCGGUUCUCCUCCAGGUGCAUCAUGAGAAUUCGUAUCUUGGGCAUCCUCGACGACUCGACGCGCAGCGCCGGAAGGAUCGCGGUGGAUGCAUUUGUCGUUCGAGCAAUCCGCCGCCUAAUCCACACCGACGGCCGGGGCAUCCCUCAAGCGGCACCCCACAUUUAUAUAAUCGUUGAUCGUUACAUCAUCUUAUACCGAUAACGUUUCCCCUCAUCCCAAUUCCAUUUGAGCUUCCUAUUUAAUGAAUUAUGAAAAAAAACAUACAGAAUGGUUCGAGAUCGAGCUUGUUGAAAGAUCCGCGGUUUCACACGGAGGAUUCUCCGUGCACUAGUCGAGACGCUCAAGCUGGGAGCGACUUGGAUAAAAUAAACAUUCGACGUCACCGAGACGGGCCAU
Molecule: messenger RNA, 1852 nt
Organism: Galendromus occidentalis (western predatory mite)
Lineage: Eukaryota; Metazoa; Arthropoda; Arachnida; Mesostigmata; Phytoseiidae
Gene: nac
Product: GDP-fucose transporter nac
Exons: 7
Coding region: 382-1407 (341 amino acids)
Source: RefSeq, a predicted model, not a curated record